UCCUAGAAACUGUCAUGGCUGCGCCCAUGACUAACGAUCAUAGUUGUGUUUUUGCUCUGGCACUCGGAGUCUCCUUUCUUAAAUGUCUUUUGAUAAAUGCCUACUACUCUACUGAUUUUGACGUUCAUAGAAACUGGCUUGCCCUGACUCACAGUCUGCCAAUCUCACAGUGGUAUUAUGAGGCAACAUCUGAGUGGACAUUGGAUUAUCCGCCUCUCUUUGCAUGGUUUGAAUAUGGACUAUCACAUAUUGCCAAAUUGUUUGAUAAGGAGAUGCUGGUUGUUCAGAAUCUGAAUUAUUCAAGUCCAGCCACGGUCCUGUUCCAAAGGCUGUCAGUCAUUGUGGCUGAUGUGGUCUUAUUUUAUGCAGUUAAAGAGUGUUGCAAAUGUUUGCGAGAAGACAAAGGAAAAGACAUUUUAGGGAAACCAUCUUUCAUCCUGGCAGUUUUGUUGCUGUGGAACUUUGGGCUUCUAAUUGUUGACCAUAUUCAUUUCCAAUAUAAUGGCUUUCUGUUUGGUGUUCUUCUUCUGUCAAUAGCGAGACAUUUUCAGGGCAGACACUUGGAGGGGGCCUUGCUGUUUUCCAUCCUUUUAAACCUGAAGCACAUAUAUCUCUACAUUGCACCUGCAUAUGGGAUCUUCCUGCUGAGAUGUUUUUGUUUCACCCAGAACAAUGCAGAUGGGUCUUUGCAGUGGAGAAGUUUCAGUCUUUUACGAUUGGUAGCACUUGGAACAAUUGUUUUGUCUACCUUUGCAGUGUCAUUUGGACCUUUUAUAGCACUGGGUCAGCUUCCACAAGUUCUGUCAAGACUGUUCCCUUUCAAGCGUGGUCUGUGUCAUGCAUACUGGGCACCAAACAUCUGGACACUUUACAAUAUAGCCGAUAAAGCUCUUUCCAUCUUGGGUGUGAAAUUCAAACUGCUUGACAACAACAAACUCCCCAAAGCCUCAAUGACCGGUGGUCUGGUUCAAGAGUUUCAGCACUCUGUGCUCCCUUCAGUCUCUCCUUUAGCAACACUUGUUUGUACGUUACUCUCAAUACUGCCUGCUCUUUUCAGGAUAUGGCAUAGACCUAAUGGAGCUAGAGGAUUCUUGCGGUGUCUUGUCGUUUGUGCCCUUGGAUCAUUUAUGUUUGGUUGGCAUGUACAUGAAAAAGCCAUUCUGAUAGCAAUACUUCCUUUGAGUUUGCUUGCAGUGGAGAAUAGGGAAGAUGCCAGGAUUUUUCUUAUCCUCAGUACAACUGGUCAUUAUUCCUUAUUUCCACUCUUCUUCACAACCCAAGAGUUGCCCAUCAAAAUUUUUCUCAUGAUGCUGUUUACAAUCUUCAGUUUCACCUCACUAAAGAAUCUGUUCAGGAAAGGAGGUGCUUUGGUGAACUCACUGGAAGCAUUAUAUAUCUUGGGCCUGAUUCCCCUGGAGCUCACCUGUGAGUUUGUUUACCCAAUGACUGUCUGGCAGAAGACUUACCCCUUCCUGCCUCUGAUGCUUACCUCAGUUUACUGUGCACUGGGUGUGACAUAUGCCUUCAUCAAACUAUAUAUAUUAUUGCUUACCUGUUCAAACAACACAAACAAAAUUAAAACUCAAUGAAUAAUGUGAUCAUUUACUCAUCUUCAUGUUGUUCCAAACACAUAUGACUUAUUUGGAACACAAAGGGGAAUGUUUGGCAGGAUGUAAGGGACCUAAAGCCUCAGUUCCAAUUAACUUUCAUUUUAUGUAAAAAUAAAUAAAUGAAAGAACCGUGCCAACUUUCUUCAAAAUUUCUCAUCUUGUUCCACAGGGGGAAAAAAUGAUAAAAGUUUGGAACAACAUGAGGCUGAGUAAAUCAUUUUUGGAUGAACUAUCCAUGUUUGAUUUUCAAUGUGUGACCAAAAUGUUUCUUUGAAACGAAAUGAGUGAUUGUAGUUUAUCUCUUGGGAUUUGUUUGGGAAUUGUUUGUGGGAUAUGAGUAUCUUUGUGCUCGGUUAUUUACAAUAUAUUAUGUAGACUAUAGAAACAAAUGUCUAUUUUUCUAAGGUGUUUCAACAAGUUCAUUUGCUCAGUAAACUUGCUUAUACCGGUAACCUACAGACAAUAUUUGUAUGUUAUUUCCAUUAUUGUUUCUUUAAUAUCUUUCUUGGAUAAAACUAAACAGUGGUUUGCUUAACGUUUUAUUUGUAAGGCAACAUAAAUAUUCCAUACCAGACUAAAAAUUACUUGAUUCUUAAAAAGUAGAGGAAGAUAAUCUUAUUUCAGUACUUAAUGCUUACUACCUGAAAAGUGUCUAAAAUGACAAUGAUCAAAAACAGAAGAACUGUUACAGGAGGCAAGUUUACAUGCAUGGUAUGAACAUGUCAUAAUCUCUAGACAGUAAGAAAGCUUCGAACUGAACAUUCCUUGCUUCCAUUAAAAAAAUAACACCAUUUAGAGUCAUCAAAAAUAUUUUGCACUUGCCCUUUUGUGAAGAUACCAACUCAGCCUUAUAAAAAUCAUGAAAGCAUGGCAGUCUGUUCUUAUCGGGGCCCUUAAGUCUAUUUGGUGUGCAUCAAACUUCGGAGUCGGACUGGUGUACACCAGAGGUUAUUUAGCAGAGAUGGGCCACUUCUAUUAAAAUUAAUGGGAGAAAUUGGAACACCCAACGGAAGCCAACAGUCAAUGGAUAAAUAUAUAUAUAAAGGAAAUCUCGCCUUACAGGUAAAAGAGCCAAUCACUUUUUUUAGAUACAGACAUUGUAGGUGCUUUAGCUAUACAAGCUAAUCUGAGGUAAAGAAGUACAAUUUAUGAGACCAGAGUUGUCAGAUUUUACUGCUGAUUUGAAAUAUGUCCUUUGAUUGUAAUCUUGACCAACCGAUUAAGAGAAUUUGGUCUUUUCCCAUUCAAGUAGAUAGGAGCUGCACUAGCAUGACUGGAAAUAGCCUCCCAGGAGAGUUCCAAAGUUGGCCAACAGUGGACUGACUUGCUGACUUUGUGUACACUCACUGAGCACUUUAUUAGGUACACCUGUACACCUACUUAUUCAUGUGAUUAUCUAUUAAGCCAAUCAUGUGGCAGAAAUGCAGUGCAUAACAUCAUGCAUA
Molecule: messenger RNA, 3055 nt
Organism: Xyrauchen texanus (razorback sucker)
Lineage: Eukaryota; Metazoa; Chordata; Actinopteri; Cypriniformes; Catostomidae
Gene: alg8
Product: ALG8 alpha-1,3-glucosyltransferase
Exons: 13
Coding region: 15-1589 (524 amino acids)
Biological process (GO): protein N-linked glycosylation
Cellular component (GO): endoplasmic reticulum membrane
Molecular function (GO): dolichyl pyrophosphate Glc1Man9GlcNAc2 alpha-1,3-glucosyltransferase activity
Source: RefSeq, a predicted model, not a curated record